AUGCAACGGGCAGUUACUCUUGCUCCAGAUGCACUCGAUGGUCAGGUUGUAUCUGAGCAUAUAGAGGGACGAUGGUAUCAUGACCUCGAUAAUGUGGCAACGUACAUUGGUGAAGACUCCGGGGGUCGCGGUCGUGAAUCACCUACUCCUGGACAUGUUCACGAUAUCGUUCUUUCUCAACCCCUCUAUGAGAGGGAACUAUCCCCUUUGUCUCUCAUGGAUUGCGAUACUGCUCCUCUCGGCAACGAUGAUCACGUACCUUUUGAGACAACCGGAAUUCAUGAUAUCGUAGCGAGGAACCCCAUCUACUCACCACGCGAGUCUCAGCCUAGUACUCCUCGUCCACCCCCCCUACCCGAAGGGCUCAGUCCAUUGCAAUGGUAUCUUCCGAACGACCCACUUUAUCGGGAGGCACCCCCUCGAAAUGAAAAUCACCAAGUGCUACGCAUGGACCCAAUAGGUCGUCUGUGCGAUCAGGUCUCAGGAUUAGCGCAAGUGAUACAAACGGAUCGUCAGCAGCUUGGGGAUCAGAUCCAAGGCUUGGUGGACGCUGUGCAGUCAGACCGUCGACGGUUUCAAGACCAGAUCGAAGCACUUGAACAAAGCCCUCUUCGAGGUGAUGGUUCGCGGCGCAAAGGUAAACCCAAGAGAACCAGCAACCCGAAGCGGAGGCCAGGGGACGGGGUCCUUCUAGCAGCCCAGGUUCGGUCUUACUUCACUUAUCUCGUUGGUGGAUCACAUCGUUUGCUGGAGGUCUCUGUCAGCAUAGAAGAAGCCGACAACUACGUGAUUCUGUGGAACACAGAUAACGGCUUGUCUGCGCUGGACUGUUGCGAUAAAGAUAAUUUUAGGUAUGAUGUUCUAGGUUCUCCCAAGUCUCCGUGGAAUAUGUCCGCAGCGCGAGUGUUUGUCAAAGCCUUUGAAGAAUGGGCAGGGGUGGAGCUUGACCAAGAAACCACGAUGGAAGCCGUUGCCACUUGGAUCAAGUCUUUGCGACAGGCACGCCGCCAGUCACUUCUAUCCCGUACCCAACAGGAGAAAGAAAAAGGCAGGGCAAGGCGCCAAGGAAGGAAGCGUUCGGUUGAGUGUUUCUUUGACCUCCACCGCGUCUUUGAUGCUGCUCAGCAACACCCCCUACUUCGCCAACACGUACCUUUACUUGAACGAUUGGGGGUGGACGGCAUGUCUAGUGAUGAAUCAGAUGUCGAUGAACCCGGUGAUGGCGGAUCGCGGGCUAAGCGUCCUAUAUACCAGGUUAUCACCCCUGCGUGGAGAGCGACAGAGGUCGGAGAUUGGCUGGAAGGGUUUGACAGUGUUUAUUCCCUCUUACGUCACUCGAAGCAGGACCUACGAGGACAGUAUCCGCGACUGCAAGGCAGGAUCCCAGUGGUAGUGGAUGACAAGGCCAAGCCGGUCCCAUCGCUACCCAGGAAUGCCUACCAUAGCUCCUGGAUCAGUCUACAGAGACAACCUGAAUUUUGCCUCAAGCCAGUCGAUCAAGAUUAUCCAUUCUGGCAUGAAAAUGGUUUGAUUAGGUAUGUCUGGUGUUUUUCCACCGAAAUCUCAACUGAUAAUUGA
Molecule: messenger RNA, 1578 nt
Organism: Pleurotus ostreatus (oyster mushroom)
Lineage: Eukaryota; Fungi; Basidiomycota; Agaricomycetes; Agaricales; Pleurotaceae
Exons: 3
Coding region: 1-1578 (525 amino acids)
Source: RefSeq, a predicted model, not a curated record